Molecule: messenger RNA, 1306 nt
Organism: Brassica rapa (field mustard)
Lineage: Eukaryota; Viridiplantae; Streptophyta; Magnoliopsida; Brassicales; Brassicaceae
Cellular component (GO): chloroplast
Molecular function (GO): oxidoreductase activity
Source: RefSeq, a predicted model, not a curated record
AAAAGGUGACGUGGCGAGAAUCAGAGAAACGAUAAGGUGCGUCUCUCACUCACUCUCUCGUCACCGUCUACCAAACUCCACUCAAAUGGCGGCGACGACUACAUUCUUCCGUCCAUUACUUCCUUCCAACAGUUACAAAUCCAGAGCUGUAGUAGACUCACCGUUUGUCUCAGUUCCUCGCUCCUCCAUCCCGUCUUCUUCGCCUUCUCUCCAGCUCCGCUCGCUUGUUUCGGAUGAUCGGAGAAAGUCUAACGGAAAGCUCCGAGUAUCAGUCAUUGUUUCCGCCGCCGCAACAACUGAACCUCUCACCGUACUCGUUACCGGUGCCGGUGGAAGAACAGGGCAAAUUGUGUACAAGAAGUUGAAAGAGAGGUCGGAUGAGUUUGUGGCGAGAGGUUUAGUGAGGACGAAAGAGAGCAAGGAGAAGAUCGGUGGAGAGGAUGAGGUGUUCAUCGGAGACAUCAGAGAUCCUUCAGCCAUCGCUCCUGCUGUUCAAGGGAUCGAUGCUUUGGUCAUUCUUACGAGUGCUGUGCCGCAGAUGAAACCUGGUUUUGAUCCUAGCAAAGGAGGGAGACCUGAGUUUUACUUUGAUGAAGGAGCUUAUCCUGAACAGCGACACCAAUGGCACCGGCAAACACAUAUGAAAACAGUCGCAGCGUCACCUUCUUCAUUUUUCAUCAAUUCAAUUGCUUCAGUUGAUUGGAUUGGUCAGAAGAAUCAGAUAGAUGCAGCUAAGGCAGCAGGAGUUAAGCAGAUUGUUUUGGUCGGGUCGAUGGGAGGAACGAACAUUAACCACCCCUUGAAUAGUAUUGGCAAUGCGAACAUUCUGGUUUGGAAGAGGAAAGCAGAGCAGUACUUAGCUGAUUCCGGUAUUCCAUACACCAUCAUCAGGGCGGGUGGUUUGCAGGACAAGGAAGGUGGCAUUCGAGAGUUACUUGUCGGAAAAGAUGACGAGCUUCUUGAGACUGAAACAAGAACAAUUGCAAGAGCUGAUGUUGCAGAAGUCUGCGUUCAGGCGUUGCAGCUUGAGGAGGCGAAAUUCAAAGCACUUGAUCUGGCCUCAAAGCCUGAAGGAACAGGCACUCCAACAACGGAUUUCAAGGCGCUUUUCGCUCAAGUAACUACUCGGUUCUGAUCUUUCGUUCGUUUAGUGUUUCUUUUAUCUUUGUUCUUCUAGUAGAGUCGUAUGAUUAGACACUAAGAGGAGUGAGUUCUUUGUGUGACUGAACCGGCUUAUUCUAUAUCUGAAGGGGUCUUGCCCGAGAUAACAUCAAAAGCCUUUGAAUAUAUUUAGGGAUCAUCGAAA